GCAGCCGAGCUCCGAGCGGGGCGGCCGCGGCACCGGGGGGACGGGGUGGGGGCACCGGAACACGUUGAAGGUACCGGGGCGGCCGGCGGUACCGGAGCGGUCUCGGCGCCGGAGCAUCGCGGUACCGGGGCGGCUGCGGGACGUGUCGCCGGGACCGGAUCGUGCGGGAUGUGAGCUGUGCCGGCGCGGGACGCGAGGUGAUUAAAGUGCGCUGCAAAGAAGAUCAAGCAACCUUCUGCUCUGCAAAUUACUCGUAAUGGAGCAGAUGAAAGGCUCGGCCAUGCUUCUGUUGGAGCUGCUUAUUCUUGGGGGCCUGAGAGCAGAGAAGGGCUCUGCUGUGCUGGGCACCCUGGAUCUACAAAUAGAUGAGGAGCAGCCAGCUGGCACCAUCAUUGGGGACAUCAGUGCUGGCCUGCCCCCCGGCACCAGUGCCUACAUGUACUUCAUAUCAGCACAGGAGGGCAGUGGAGUCGCCACUGACUUGUGGAUAGAUGAGAACAGGGGCAUCAUCAAGACAGCCCGUGUCCUUGACCGAGAGACCCGGGAUCAUUACAGCUUCAUAGCUGUUACCCCAGAGGGCAUCACAGUAGAAGUGAAUAUCCAAGUUAAUGACAUCAACGACCAUGCUCCAGCCUUUCCCAAGCAACACAGCACUUUCCAGAUCCCAGAGCACACACCCGUUGGCAGCAGAUUUCCAUUGGAUCCAGCCUUUGAUGCUGACAGUGGCCUGCUCAAUACCCAAGGCUAUGUGAUUAAGGGUGACAAUGUGGGGCAGGCCUUCCGUCUGGAAACACGGCGAGGACCCAAUGGGGUCCUGUAUUUAGACCUGGUGGUCAGCAAUGUCUUGGAUCGGGAGAACCGUUCGUCGUACUCCCUGGUGUUGGAAGCCUAUGAUGGGGGCUCUCCUCCCAGGAGCAGCCAAAUGACGUUGGAUGUGUCCAUCCAGGACAUCAAUGACAAUGCUCCUGCCUUCAACCAGAGCCGCUACCAUACUCUUAUAUCGGAGAACUUGAAACCCGGCAGUAGCAUCCUGCAGGUCUUUGCAUCUGACGCGGAUGAAGGAGACAAUGGUGAUGUGAUUUAUGAGAUCAACCGGCGACAGAGUGAUCCUGACCAGUACUUCACCAUUGACUCCCGGACUGGAGUCAUCAAACUCAACAAGGGUCUGGACUAUGAAGUCAGGAAGGUGCAUGAGCUGGUGGUACAGGCACGGGACAGGGCUGUCCACCCUGAGGUCACCACAGCCUUUGUCACUAUUCAUGUGCGCGACUACAAUGACAACCAGCCCACCAUGACCAUCAUCUUUCUGAGCGAAGAUGGCUCCCCUCAGAUCUCGGAGGGAGCCCAGCCUGGUCAGUACGUGGCACGCAUCUCUGUUUCUGACCCAGAUUAUGGAGAGUACUCCAACGUCAACGUCACUCUGGAGGGGGGGGAUGGCAAGUUUGCCCUCACUACGAAGGACAACAUCAUCUACCUUAUCUGUGUGGACCAGCUUCUGGAUCGGGAGGAAAGAGACUCCUACGAUUUGCGAGUGACAGCUACUGAUUCGGGAACACCCCCGCUCCGAGCAGAAUCCACCUUUGUGCUGCAGGUGAUAGAUGUCAAUGACAACCCUCCGCUCUUUGACCAGCAGGAGUACAAACAGAGCAUCCCCGAGGUUGUGUACCCAGGCAGCUUUGUCCUGCAAGUGACCGCUCGAGACAAAGACCAGGGUCCCAAUGGGGAGGUGCAGUACAGUAUCAUGCAUAGCCACGACACCCACUCCAGCUGGUUUGCCAUUGACCCCGCCACAGGGAUCAUCACCACUGCUGCCCCACUGGAUUACGAGAAGGAUCCUCAGCCUCAGCUGACAGUGCUGGCCACAGACAGGGGAACCCCGGCCCUCUCUUCUUCAGCCGUGGUGCUCGUGGCCCUGCAGGACGUCAAUGACAAUGAGCCGGUGUUCAGGAGUAACUUCUACAACGUGUCCCUGAAGGAGAACACCCCCGUUGGAACCUGCUUCCUACAGGUGACAGCUACUGAUGCUGACAGCGGCUUGUUUGGGUCCCUUUCCUACUCUCUUGGUUCUGGCAUCGGCAGUGUGGUCCCAACGCAGUUCAGCAUUGACAAGCACACAGGGCAUCUGUGCACUGCGCAGCCUCUGGACCGCGACGAGGGCACAUCUGCCUAUGAUUUCACCAUCACUGCUGUCGAUGGGGGUGGCUUGAACUCCAUGGUGUAUGUGAAGGUUUUCCUGGAGGACAUAAAUGACAAUCGGCCGGUGUUCUACCCACUGGAGUAUGCUGCCAGCAUCAGCACACAGAGCAUGCCGGGUACCGCUGUGCUGCGUGUUACUGCCCACGACAAGGACGAGGGGAUACAUGGGAAAGUGACCUAUCGCAUUGUGCUGGGGAACUCCCCCCCCCUCUUCUCCCUCAACAAGGACACAGGUGUCAUCUCUCUCUCGUGGUCCCUGAGCGGUAAAGCCAACACCCUCGUGCAGCUGGUGAUCUCUGCAGAAGAUGGAGGGGGUCUGCAGGCGCAGCCAAAUGCCCGAGUGAACAUCAGCGUGGUGGAGGGCACAGUCUCACCCCCUGUCUUUGAGCAAGCUCAGUACUUCUUCACGGUGCCGGAGGACAUGCUGCAGGGCGCCAGCGUGGGGGCUGUCCGUGCCCAGAAUCCUCCUGGUCAUACUGAUGACAUCUUUUAUUCCAUCUCCUCGGGGGAUCCUCACGGCUACUUUUCCAUUGACUCUGACUCUGGUCAGCUCCGCACCAGCUUGCCUCUGGACCACGAGUCUCAGGCAGUCCUGGUUCUGGAUGUCCAAGCCCGAAGUGGUUCCCCCCCGGCCUAUAGCAACACCCGCGUGAAAAUCUCUGUGUCAGAUGUGAAUGACAACGCGCCAGCAUUCCCAUCUCCCUCUGACUCCAUUCUGCUGCCAGAGGCCACUGAGCCCGGGACUACAGUGUACACCCUGCAGGCUGAGGACCGUGACAGUGGUGCCAACGGGCAGGUGAACUUUGAGCUGGUGUCAGGUGGCGAUGGCACCUUCAGCGUCGAGCGCUCAUCGGGGGCAGUGCGCCUUGUCGGGGCGCUGCAGUAUGAAGCCAGUGCAGCCUACAGGUUGGCCAUUGUGGCCCGAGACAACGGCGUGCCCCAGCUCAGCUCCACCUUCACACUCCUGGUGCACGUGCAGGCUGAGCACGACAACGGGCCCAUCUUUGACACGCUCACCUACCGCGUGGAGGUGCGGGAAGGUGUGCCCGUCUCCACCCGCUUCCUGCAGGUGCGGGCCCUGGCGCGGGAUGCAGAAGCUGUGAGCCUGACUUACCACUUGCGUGCAGAUGGAGAUGCUGCCAGCUUUGGCAUUAUGUCUGAGAGCGGGUGGCUGUAUGUCAAAAGCGCCCUGGACCGGGAGACGCGAGACCUGUAUGUUCUCACAGUGCUGGCGUCUGCGGGAGGUGGUGGCUCCGGGGGGGAGGCCCGGAAAACAGGGACCAGCACCGUACGGAUCAGCAUCACUGAUGAGAACGACAACAGCCCCCGGCUGAGUGAGGAGCGAUACUUCUUCACUGUUCCUGAGAACCAGGCUCCUGGCAGCAGCGUAGGGAGGGUGAUGGCGAGUGACCGGGAUGCUGGGCAGAACAGCCGUCUCACCUACCGCCUGCUGCAGCAUGACUCCAGCUUCCUCAUCCACACACAGACAGGGGAGCUCAGCACCAAGCACAGCCUGGACCGGGAGCUGCAGUCCAGCUACCAGCUGCUGGUGAUUGUGCAGGAUGGGGGAGCACCGCCCCGCAGUGCCACAGGAACCAUCUAUGUCACUGUGCUGGAUGAGAAUGACAACGCUCCUGUUUUCCUUCAUAUCAGUGGUGGCCAGGAGCUGCCCGUGCAGGUGCUGGAAGAGAAGCCGUCGGGACUUCUUGUUGCCUCCCUGCAAGCCAAGGACCCUGACGAGGGUGAGAAUGGGACCAUCACCUACUCACUAAUAGGAGCCUGGGCAGAGCGUUUCACGCUGCACACUGCCACUGGGGAGCUGCGGACUGCCACGGUGCUGCGCCGAUCCGACCGUGCUGAGUACGUCUUCACCGUGACAGCCAGCGAUCGGGGCAUGGUGCCCUGCAGCACCUCAGCCGUCGUUCGUAUUCAGGUGCUGCCAUCCUCCCGCUUGCUGCCCAGACCUGAUGCUACGGUGCUGACGCUGCAGCCCCUGGAGGGGGUCAGGCCUGGCUCUGUGAUCGGCUCAGUGGCCCCCCCUGAUGCCCCUGCACGGGGACAGCUGACCUACACGGUGGUAGGAGGUGGUGGGGAUGGCACUUUUGUUGUUGACAGUGUGACAGGGGAGAUCUAUGCUGCCCGGGAGCUGGAUUAUGAAGCCGGGGCACGGCACACGCUGCAAGUGAGCGCUGAGGACACGCAGCACGGCUACCCAUCCAGCCGGCUGGUGCUGGUACAGAUCCACGUGCAGGACUGCAACGACCAGGCGCCCACCUUCCCCGAAGACCCCAUCACCAUUGUGGUGCCUGAGAAUGCGCAGGCUGGCUCAUCUGUUUUCACCUUCCAGGCUCUGGAUGGGGACGGGGUGGGCCCGAACAGUCAGGUGCGCUACGCCCUGCUGCGCCAGGAGCCCCCGGGGGCCCCUUUCCAGCUCGACAGCCGCUCAGGGCUGCUGAGCCUUCGGCAGAGCCUCGACCGUGAGGCUGUGGCCUCCUUCCUCCUGGUGGUGGAGGCCACGGACCAGGCCCGCAACAUCAGCCAGCGCCGCUCGUCUGCUGUGACAGCGCGUGUCUUCGUGACCGACGUGAACGACAACGCGCCCGUGUUCCUGUCACCCGCUGCUGUCAGCGUCAUGGAGGACCGGCCAACGGGGUUUGUGGCUCUGCACGUGGUGGCCCAGGACAACGACCUGGGAGAGAAUGGGAGAGUGAGCUACUCGCUGCGAGCAGGCAACAGCGACGGCCGCUUCCACCUUAACCCCAGCACAGGUGCUCUCUCUGUUGUGCGGGCUCUGAACCGUGAGGAGGUGGUGCAACACAACUUGACUGUGGUGGCUGCUGAUCAUGGCUUCCCACGCCGCUCGGCCACGCAGCUACUCUCCAUACUGGUGAUGGAUGUCAACGAUGAAGCUCCCACCUUUGAGAAGCCUGAGUAUGAGGCGCAGGUCAUGGAGAACCUCCCAGCUGGCAGCCCUGUCCUGCAGGUGCUGGCCACAGACCGGGACCUGGGUGCCAACGGGCAGGUGACCUAUGGAGGUCUCUCUGGGGGGCCGUUCUCCAUCCACCCGCAGACGGGUCUCAUUGUCACCACACAUCCCUUGGACCGUGAGGAGCAGGAGCAGCACGUGCUGAUGGUCUAUGCCCGGGAUGGUGGCCUGCCCCCCAACCUCUCCAAGGCAACUGUGCGGAUCACAGUAGGGGAUGAAAAUGACCACACACCACAGCUGGAGAGUGAGUCCUGCUCUGUGGAGGUCCCUGAGAACCAAAGCCGUGUGGCACUCUACACCCUGCGUGCCACUGACCCCGAUGGAGGCGAGAACGGGCGCUUGGAGUACCGCGUGGCAGAUGGAGAUCCUGAGCAGGAUUUCAUCCUAGACCCCAUCUCUGGUGUCCUCUCCACUGCACGUGCCCUUGACCGAGAGCAAGUUGCUUUCUACAGCCUCACAGUAGUGGUUCAAGACCACGGCACGCCACCACGCAGUGCAACCAUGUCAGUGAACGUGCGGGUGUUGGACUUAAAUGACAAUGCUCCUGGUUUUGCUCAAGCCAGCUAUGUGGUGGAGGUGCCCGAGGACUUGCCAGUUGGUUCCCUGGUGCUGCAGCUGGAAGCUGAGGAUCCUGAUGAGGGCACCAAUGGGCAGGUCACCUACUACCUGGGCAACGAGUCCCUGGGCAUGUUCCAGGUAGAGCCACAGACUGGAAGCAUCAGAAGUGCCCAGGAGUUGGACCGGGAACGCCAGCCAAGUUACAGCUUUCUGGCCAAGGCUGUGGACUCAGCACCAUGGGAGCCUAAAAGCGCAGCUGUGCGUGUCACGGUCACGGUGCGGGAUGUCAACGACCACGCUCCUGCCUUCCUGCACAGCCCAGUCACCGUCACUUUGUCUCGCCACACGCCACUCAAGCAAGUUGUGGCCACCAUGAGGGCAGAGGACAGGGAUGCAGGUGCCAAUGCCUCCAUUCUGUAUCGCCUUGCCACCCCGAACUCAGCCUUCUCAAUCAACUCCUACACAGGGGAUAUCCAGCUGCUGCAGCCCCUGAGCUCACUCAGCCAGCGCCAGCGGACACUCUUCAUCCUGGCCACCGACCUGGGGCAGCCAGCGCUUUCCUCUACUGGUGUGGUGGUGAUCCAUUUGCAGGAAGAGCCCUACCGGGGGCUGCGCUUUCCCCGCAGCACCAAUGAAGUGAUCCUGCCAGAAAAUGCUGCUCCAGGUACUGCUGUCACAAGCAUCCAAGCUGUGCACAUGGGGGGCUCUUCUGGGCGCAUCACAUACAGCAUUAUCAGCGGCAACGAGAAGAAUGCUUUCCUUAUCCAGCCCAGUUCAGGUGCCAUCUCAGUUCAGGACUCCAGCAGCCUGGAUUUUGAGGCCAGCCCUCGGCUGCGCCUUGUGGUCCAGGCAGAGACAACAGCUUCCUUCGGCUUUAUGGCCAUAAACCUCAAUCUGCAAGAUGUGAAUGACAACUUGCCACGCUUCCAGCUGCAGAACUACGUGGCAUUCAUCUGGGAGUCGCAGAGCUAUGACUCCCCAGUCAUCCAGGUCCUAGCAGAUGAUCUGGAUCAGGGAAUGAAUGGGCAGGUGACUUACGCCAUCAACCAGUCCCUACCAAUGACAGGCUUAUACCACAUCGAUCCUCAGACCGGCACCAUCACUACGGCUGCCAUCCUGGACAGGGAGAUCUGGUCCCAGACACGCCUGGUGGUAACAGCGAUGGACAGAGGGACGCCCCCUCUGGUGGGCUCUGCUACGCUGACAGUUGUGGUGAUGGACAUCAAUGACAACAGCCCCACCAUCCCAUUUCCGUGGGAGGUGCGGGUCCCAGAAAACAUGCUGCUUGGCACCCAGAUCGCCCAGCUGACAGGGAAUGACGUGGACUCCGGCCCAGCACUCUCCUACACCCUCGUGCUGGAUGGUGAUGCUGUGGGCACGUUCAGUGUGCUGCGCUAUGGGGGGCGCAUUGCCCUGACGGGGCCGCUGGACUAUGAGCAGCGCAGCCACUACACCCUCACACUGCGAGCCUCUGACACCCGCCACGAGACCGAGGCCAACCUCACCGUCAUCGUGGAAGACAUGAAUGACAACGCACCAGCCUUCAGCCAGGCCUUCUACCAGGUGACAUUGCCAGAGCACACUCCUGCAGGGACCAUCCUUCUCACCGUGAGCGCCACCGACAUGGACUCCGGCAACAACGGGGACAUCACCUUCCACCUGGCCGUGCCCAGCCUUGACGUUGCAAUUGACCCCAGCAAUGGGACCCUGUUCACCAUCCGACCAGUGGAAUUCGAUGCCAACCAGCCCACCCUGGAACUGGUGGUGGAAGCCCGUGACCACGGCUCCCCCAGCCUCUCAUCUUGGGCCACGGUUCAGCUUCAGGUGCUUGAUGUGAAUGACCACAGCCCCAUCUUCCAGGUGCCACACUACAACGCCAGCGUCCCUGAGGACCUGCGGCCAGGAACCACUGUGCUGACGCUGGACGCAGGUGAUGCCGACCUCUCCCGAGAGAACGCCGGCUUCGACUACACCAUUGUCAGUGGCAACGGUGGCAAUGCCUUCCAGGUGGAGAGCCGGGUGGCCUGGGCAGGUGGGCAGCUCCGCACACAGGGUGCGUUGGUGCUUGUGGAGCCCUUAGAUUUUGAGGCCAUCCCAGUCUACAAUCUCACUGUGGCUGCCUUGGACCGGGGCCUGCCGCAGCGCAGCACCACAGUGCCUGUGCUCAUCACCGUGCAGGACGUCAAUGACAACCCACCUGUGUUUGCCCGAGCUGAAUACCGCACGGCAGUGAGCGAGAGCACGCCUCCUGGCACAGAGCUGCUGCGCGUGAUGGCCCACGACGCCGACUCAGGGCCCCGCGGCCAUGUUCACUACACCAUCAGCUCAGGGGACCAGCACGGGCUCUUCCAGAUCCAUGAGAGCACAGGUGCCCUGUGCCUGGCACGGCCCCUGGACCGGGAGACACAGGCGUUGCACGCUCUUGUGGUGCAGGCCAUGGAUGUGCCAGGUGGGCACUUCGCUCUGGUGCCUGUAGCCAUCGAGGUGAAGGAUGUCAAUGACAACAAGCCGUACUUCCCAGUGGAGGUUCUUAGUGCCAGCAUGCGGGAGAACCUGCCGCCGGGCACACUUGUGACCACCCUGCGUGCCAUCGACACUGACACCGGGGUGUUUGGGGAGCUGCAGUAUGCCGUACUGGAGCAGCCAGUGGGGGGACCCGGCGUGGCAGAGGGCCGAGACGCCUUCGCCAUCAACAGCAGCUCCGGGGAGCUGCGCUCCCGGCUCACCUUCGACUAUGAGCGAGCCAAGGCCUUCCAGCUCCUCGUCAGGGCCACAGAUGCCGGCAACGCCUCUGCUACAGUGACUGUGCGGGUGCUGGUGACCGGGGAGGAUGAGUACGAUCCCAUCUUCCUGAGCCCCUCCUUCAGCUUUGAGGUCCCUGAGGGUGCCCGCAAAGGGCAGAGCAUUGGGCGGGUCCUGGCCACAGAUGAGGACGAGGGGGCUGACGGCGUUGUGCUGUACAACCUGGCCAAGCCCUCGCCGUACUUUGCCAUCAACCAGACUACAGGCAGCAUCUACCUGCGGGUGGACAGCCAGCCCCAGGCCGGGGCUGGGCGCGCCAAGAGGGAGCCCCGUGAGAUGAGCCUUGAGGUGCAGGCGCGCAGCCCGCUGCCAGCCUCCCGUUCAGCCUCUGCUCAGGUCACCAUCGACGUCACGCACACCUCCUUCGGCCUGGCUCCGGAUCUCAACCUGCUGCUGGUGGCCGUGGCUGCCUCGCUGGGCGUCGUGGUAGUGCUGGCUGCUGUGGCCAUUGUGCUGGCGCUGGUCCGCUCCCGUCACCGCCGGGGCCACGAGAAGACAGAGGGGGAUCGGCCACUGGCCCACGUGCAAAGCAGUUCUCUGCAGAAGCUGGGCCACGAGGAGCCAGCACUGCCUGGGGCUGAGCACAUCUACCACCAAGCACUGCCGGGGUAUGGGGGGGAACCAGCGGGGCCCUAUACGCGGGGCGGCUCCCUGGAUCCCUCACACUCCAGUGGCAGAGGCUCUGCUGAGGCAGCUGAGGAUGAUGAGAUCCGGAUGAUCAACGAGUACCCACGUGUGGCCAGCAUCACAGCAUCCAUGCAGGAGCACAUUUCGGCCCGCGGCCCCGACUCCGGCAUCCAGCAGGAUGCUGACCAGCUGUCCGACAUCUCCUGUGAGCCGGCCGCCCUGGAAAGCUCCCAGUGGUUCAAGAGCAAGAAGGGCUCUGGGCUGCUGCUACCAGGGCCCACGUCGCAGCUGUACCGCGAGGAUGGGGGAGGCAGUGCCUUCCUUGGUGUGCGCUGUGGCCUCAGCGUCUCCUCCCAGCCCCAGGACUAUACCUUCCCAGAGGAUGGCAAGCCCUCUGUGGAUGGCUCGCUCACCGCCAUUGUGGCCAGUGACGAGGAGCUCCGUGGCAGCUACAAUUGGGAUUACCUGCUGAACUGGUGCCCCCAGUUCCAGCCGCUGGCCAGCGUCUUCACGGAGAUCGCCCGCCUCAAGGAUGAGAGCUCCCUGCGCAAGCCGUUCCCGACCAAGCCCAAGGCAGAGCCCAAGCCUCGCAUCGACCCCCCACCCCUCAUCACCUCUGUGGCCCACCCGGGAGCCAAGUCUGUGCCCCCCAAGCCGCCAGCGGGCAGGACCUUCCCGCACCCGUCAUCGCUGCGCCGCUCGCCCAUCAGCCACGAGGGCUCCAUCUCGUCCUCUGCCAUGUCACCCAGUUUCUCCCCCUCGCUCUCCCCACUGGCCGCCCGCUCCCCUGUGGUCUCUCCCUUUGGCAUCUCACAGGGCCCCUCCGCCUCCACCAUCAGCGCCGAGCACUCACUGGAGCCCUCUGAGGAGGCUGAGCUCAGGAUUUAGACCUGGGCCCAUAGACUUCCCCGCCAGCCCCUGUAGACACGGGGCCAAGAGCGGGGCCCAGCCGAGGGCUGCUCGGCACGGUACUGGUUUGGCUUCCCCAGCACCUUGCCCGUUCCAGGGCCCCACAUGCUGUGGGUUCCCAUGUGCUUUGGGACUGCUGACUCUUGUCACUCCCUGUGGUCUGGCAGAUUCAAUGCUCGUUCUGAUGCCCUGUGGACUGCUGAGCCCAGCGCCAGCACCCCAAGGCAUGGUUCCUUGUACUGCUCGUGGUGUCCCAGAGCAGUGCCUGGCACGCUGCUGCUUUGUGGUACUCCGUGCUCUGAGAGGGGCUGGGAGCACAGCGCUGCUUCCUGCCCUGCUGGGUCCGAGCGCUGCCGCCUGCAGCCCCUGCUCGGUCCCGUCCAGCUGCCCCAGCCAUGCAGCAGUGAGGGGCUGGCCCGUCCCUGCUGGCCCUGUCCCUGUGGGAGCUCCCAGGGCCGGGGUCUCACUGCUCAGCUGGCACAGCUGCAGCAGCCUGCGGGUCUGCGGGAAGCAGCGGGGCUGACCCUGCUUGGUGAUGGUCUGAAACAUCCCAGGCCUAAAUGGACAGGGAGGAGAAGGCAGUGCCCAUUAUCUGCUUACCUGUCCGUGGCUGGUGGGGGGAAAGGGCACCUGUCAGGGUCCCACAGGCCUCUCCACCUCCCACCUCUGCAUCUGCCCUACCUAAGGGUUCACGGUCCCAGGGCUGAGGGCCUUGGGCCAUGGCUGCUUGGCGGCCCUUUGGGGCUGUAGAUUGGCAUCAGGCACAGGUAAUGCCGGCGUACCAGGCUGGCAGCACUGCUGGCUGGAGAAGCAGUGCCAGAACUGCUUCAGCUGACCCCAGGACGGCCCAGCCCUGGGAAAGUCACCAGCACGGCUGCUCUGUGACCUCUCACUCUGUCUGCCCCUGGCCUAGUGUCCAGCCCACAGCUGCAGGAGAGCAUGGGCGGGGGUACCCCAAAAAGCCAUGUGGCUGUAGCCAUGAGGCUGACACGGUGGCAGCCAGCAUGUUGUCCUGAUACAAUGUGGGAUGUGGGCAGCGGGGCUCCCAGGAGCCUGCAGUGCUCACCAGGAUGAGCUGGGACACCAGGGCCACCUCCACAGCAUGGGUGGCUGCGGGAUCCCCAAUCCCUGUGCCCAUCCAUCUGUGCAGCAGCUGCAUUGCACUGCUCCUUCAUGUCACACUGUGGGAAUAGGCAGAGCCGCACAUCCCUGGGGCUGGUCCCCAUCCUCACACCAGCACUGUUUGCAGCUGGUGUGAGCUCACAACUGGUGUCAGCCCCGCACAGCGCUCACCUCAGCCCGCAGCACGUCGUGGCCCUGGGCCUGCUGUGCUUGUGCCAGGUGCUGCAGCCCUGGGUGCUCAGGCUGCUGUGAUCCGUACAUACACAGCUACAGGUGCAGAGUGGGGAUCAGGAGCUGAGCAUGCGAGCCACGGCAGCCCCAAAUGUGCAGCCUGGGAGGACUCCCAGCUGUCUGAGAAGGGGAUCUGGGGCUGCUUUUGGAGCAUUGGAAUUUCCUUCCUAUCACACUUUUCCUACAGCCACUCCAUAGCAUCAAGUGCAAAUCCUGUGUGCACCGUUGGCUGCACCCUCAUUGGUCACCCCAGCCCCAAGUAUUUAUCACAGCAGCCAAAAGCCACUUUUGCCCACUGCCCCUGUGCGUCCCACUCAGAACCGCCUGUGCCUGCAGCCCCAUCUCUGCUCACCACAGGUCCCAGCACAGCCCUGCACCCCAGCACCGCGCUGCCCCACACCCCACAUCCCCGUGAUGCCGACAGGUCCCCAGUGCUGGCAGCUCUGGGAGCUGCCUUGGCUGACAAGGCCAGAAUCAAGUUGCACCAGGGAGGCCGUGGGGCCAGACCUGUGGCCGUGGGGAGCUGAGGUGGCUCCGGGAGGGGAGGAUGUGUUCCACUUUGCUCAGUACAGGGGUGACCCAGAGGCACCCGAGGGGCUGCCUGAGCCCUGCACAGUGCCGGGGUGGCUGAGCAGCCCCACUCCUCUCUGCAUGUUGGGAUGGGUCACCCCUGCAUGCCACAUAGGGUAGGGUCAGACACAUGGCCUCACUUUGGUGUGGGGUUGCAGCCACGUGCUGCUGAGCCCAGCCAGGAGCCGAGCCUCCAGUUAUUUAUUUUUACACAUUGUACUAUGAUUCCUGUUUUCUACUUUGUUUGUACUUUUGUAUCGUGUCUCGCUGAGCUGCAUGUAUUGGGCGCUGCUUGUCGGCCCACACACUGGGCUGCUCCAGCACAGCCUGGACCCAAGUGCCAACUUCUCAAAGAAAUGCCUUAAUAAACCACACUUGUUUGUACAGA
Messenger RNA from Coturnix japonica (Japanese quail), 12389 nucleotides. It is a transcript of the gene DCHS1, whose product is annotated as dachsous cadherin-related 1. Gene Ontology annotation, biological process: homophilic cell-cell adhesion. Gene Ontology annotation, molecular function: calcium ion binding. The record is from RefSeq and is a predicted model, not a curated record. Gene Ontology annotation, cellular component: plasma membrane. Lineage: Eukaryota; Metazoa; Chordata; Aves; Galliformes; Phasianidae.